Messenger RNA from Magallana angulata, 4261 nucleotides. Its product is annotated as ras-specific guanine nucleotide-releasing factor RalGPS1-like. Gene Ontology annotation, cellular component: plasma membrane. The transcript is spliced from 18 exons. Lineage: Eukaryota; Metazoa; Mollusca; Bivalvia; Ostreida; Ostreidae. The record is from RefSeq and is a predicted model, not a curated record. Gene Ontology annotation, biological process: positive regulation of GTPase activity; Ras protein signal transduction. The coding region runs from base 761 to 2626 and encodes 621 amino acids. Gene Ontology annotation, molecular function: guanyl-nucleotide exchange factor activity.
UUUUAUGCACCAUUGGAGUGUGUUAAAUUGUGGGCUUGAAAUUUUUUUAAAACUUGAUAUGCAGGAGUGUUUUAUGUGUACAAUUUUGGACCCGAGGGCAGACAAGCGCUUACAACAUUACCUGUGCUGGUCUAGAGCGUUAUUGUUAUUAUCACUGGUUAGAGCUACGUCCUACCUGAAAACUUUUGUCCAUCUGUCAUGCAUCCCACGUAGGUAGACUUUGUACAAGGCAAAAAUACCUGUUCUGUGGAUCGCCGAGUCAACCUUUAAGGUGAAGAGUGUACAGUUAUUGCUCAGCUGGUGUAGUGAAGUGUUUUGCACUGGGUUAGAAAACUCUUUUGUGAUUCAGAACAGUAAACACCAAGGAACUUUUUUACAACAAAGACUGAAGAUUCACUCUGUGUGGAGGAAUACAACAUGAUUAUAGAGAUAUUUCAGUGAUUUGAAUCCCCACUGUUUGUUUCUCCAGUUGUGUUGGUGAAUUUGUUUUAUUUGUCUUGUCUGAAUGAUUUUUUAAAUCAGAGUAAAAAUCUCAUGAACACUGAUAGAGAUACAUUGUACCAGGUUCUGAAAAAAAAAACCUUUGCAUUCAUUCAUGGGACGCAUGAUAAAUAGUCAUGUGAAUGUCUUUUUGGAGUCAUCCCCUUCGACAUCUGGUCCUAUUGUGAAAAUCUAAAAGUUUUGUGAAGUGUCCAUGUGUUACCUGAGAUAUUCUAUUUUGAGAUUCUGAUACUUGGCAGAUUAUCAGUUAGUGUUUGUGAUGAAUUUUCUGGUCAGUUUGGGAACAUGUACAUGUGUCAGUCAGAGGAAAGCAUGGAAAGAGGAGAUGAACGAAGAGGAGAAACCGCUGGACAGGUGGGAUAACGGCAAGAUGAACAUCCCUCAUCGGAUUUUGACGCCGGAUGACCCUGAUACAGGCAUACCUGGGAAAUACACGGAGGUCAAUACUAGCAACGAGUGUGUGACCACCCCCCAGUCUUCUUAUGGAGAUGGUAUAAGCCAUAGUAGUGAUGAGUCCCUAGAGAGGCGGUCGAGUCUCCCUCGAAUGAAGAGCUACGAUGCUGUCGUUUUCGAGAUUUUGAGAGUGUCACCGGACGAUUUCGCAAGCCAGAUAACCUUAAUGGAUCUGCCUGUUUUUAAGUCCAUUCAGCCAGAGGAAUUGACUUCAUGUGCAUGGACAACAAAAGAAAAACUCAUCAAAGCUCCAAAUGUUGUAGCAUUCACAAGGCGCUUCAAUCAUGUGAAUUUCUGGGUACAACAAGAGAUUUUGAACUGUCAAACCGUAAAAACUAGAGCAGAUGUACUUGCUCACUUUAUAAAGAUUGCUAAGAAACUCUUAGAUCUAAACAACCUCCAUGCAGUCAUGGCAGUUAUUUCAGCUCUCCAAAGUGCAGCUAUCUUUCGCUUGUCCAAAACAUGGAUGAUGUUGUCAAGAAAAGACAAAUCAACCUAUGAGAAAAUGGCUGACCUGUUUUCUGAGAAUGACAACAGACAGAGGUUACGGGACCACAUGGACAUCAUCAAGCUGCCCUGUAUACCAUAUUUAGGUCUAUAUCUGUCAGAUCUGAUCUACAUAGAUGUAGCACAUCCUCACUCGGGCGGCAUGGAAUCCCACACUCGCAAACUGCAGAUGAACAACAUUCUACGAACCAUCUCAGAAUACCAGCAGUCCAGUUAUGAUCAACUCCCAAUACUUGACCACGUCCAGAACUACCUUAAGUCUGUGAGGUACAUUGAGGAGUUACAGAAGUUCGUAGAGGAUGACAACUACAAAUUGUCUUUAAGAGUGGAGCCUCCACUUCAAGGUCCUCAUCUCUCCACAUCCAAAGAAGACGUGCAGAUCAUGGUGGCUCCACCUUCCCCCUCCAGUGAGCCCCGCAACAUCGCUCACACUCCCAGCUUCACAUCCACCUCAUCCAAAUUCCAGCCAUGUCACAGGAAAACCAAAAGCUUAAAUGCCAAUUUUAUGAGUAAUGGACAGAAGUCAAGCGCAGAGAAAACCUUUAGUCUUCCAUCAAAAACGACCGCUCCCUACAUUCAAGGGGUCCGCCAUUUGUUAGACGACAGUGUCCUCGAAGAGUCCCCAUGUGCUUCCAGUGAUGGCUCCAUCUGUGGGAAAAUUCUUCCUGAUAACAACGAGGCUAACACUGAUUUAGUAUUUCCUAUCUCGGAUUUUGAGUCCCAAAAUAAAAUAAUGUACAGCAGAGAUUUCACACCUGAAGAUCUGAGCAAUUUCCAACAAAGUAUAACAUGUGAAGGGUUCUUACAAAGGAAAACAAUACUCAAGGAUGGGAAAAAACCUUUAGUUAGUGCUUGGACAAAGUAUUGGGUGGCAUUAUGGGGAACUUCAUUACUGUAUUACCCUUAUAAAUCCUUACGAGGCAACGACAGAGCAUCAUUUAAGACAGAGCCGAGUAAGAUGACAUCAGUGGUUGGUUGGAUGGUAAUCAUGGGAGACAGUCCCUUACAUCCAGAUGCAUUCCAGUUGUCUGACCCCAUGAAAGGUAACGUUUACAAGUUCAGAGCAGGGUCCCAAGCAGAAGCUUUGGUGUGGUGUCGACAUCUGAAUGAAGCUGCAAAGAGAUAUCAACAGCAGACGCCAGCAAAUCUGAUGUCAUUUGACUGAUUGUCCCAAUCCCACGACCGGUUCACCUGUGAUAUUCUGGAUCUCAAGGAAUCUUGACAGAUGCUCAGUGAAUUUGCCAAAGGAGAUUCUGUGCCAGCCGUUUUUGGCAAUGUUCCAGUGCUUAGCGAUUGGCUCAGUUCAUUGGGGCCACCCAUAGUUAGAGGUUCCCUUGUAGCCAAAGGACAGUUAGGAAUAAGAACAGUUUAACUGAUUGUGAACAUUCUACAAAAAAAAACAAAACCCUUCUGUGCCAAAGUCCUUUACUGUGUGGUGUUGAGGAUAGAAAUACUCUGUCCCUCUAGGUGUGUGUAAAAUCACAGCAAGAUGUAGCAAGCAGUGGUCGUGUUGACCGGACAUUCCAUGAAAUGAGGUGCAAAAUCAAGUCAAGUUGUCAAGGCAGUGAACAGAAGCAUUAUCCCCACAGUGAUGCCUGAAACAGGGGGAAACGUAACAACAGGUUGCCAUAGUCUCUGUCAGUUUUCACAUUCCUUACUCAUUUUCCAUGGAACACUUGACCUUUUUUUUUUGUUAAAUCUAGUCUUCAAUCUAUGGUUGUUUUUCAACAUUCCAAAGAAAAAAGUUUUUUUUUCUUUUUUAUAAUCUGUUUCCAUAAUAACUCUUUCAUGCUGAAGUAGAUCAUGAGUAAGCUAUAGUAACGUAUGAAUCCCUAUACACAAUUCUGUUCUUAGUGUAAGUUGACCUAAUCAAGUAAUCAAGUACCUGACUGAGAUGACUGCCACUGCAUCUUAACUUUAACACCCCAAUAUCAUAUUUAUCAAUGCAAUUUUAAACGGCAAUAACAUGAUUAUUUUUGUUAACCUCUGAUAAGAGGUCCCUAGUCGGUUAUGUUAACUAUGUCAUAUAAUUAAUGUUUGUUGACGUGUCAAUACUGUAAGAGGUGUAAAUUUUAAUUCUUUUUUUACCUAAAAAAAAUUAUUUUUAGACAAACAUAAUAUAUGUUCAUCUGAAUGCUAUUUCUUUAAGAGACUGAAUUUUAGAAUGAUCGAGUGUUACAAGCUUAAAUUAUAACGCCAUAUGUGGGUUUUUUUUUCUUGGCUGCACAAUUAUUUUUAUGGAGGUGCAAAUAUUCAUGAUUUAAGACAAAGCCAAAUUAGAGAUAAAUAUUUGGAAUGACUCGAUGAGGUAUAUAUUUUUUGAAUUACUUGUAGGAUAGAGGCUUUUUAUCUGUGUAGAUUUUGUGUGCUACAUAUUUUAUGAGAAAUAGGAGGAAAAAAAUGCAGAAAGUUUUGGGGGAUUGUGCUCUUUGUUAUUUGUUUUCUAAGAUGCUUGCAGUGCUAAUAAGAAAAAAAAAAUUAUUUCUUAGAAAAUGAAUGAAAAACAGUAGAAAAAAUGUGCAAUAACAUGUUUUGCUUGGAAUAUGGUUGCUCAGAUAUCUUUUUCCAUUAAUGGUAAAAAAAAUAUUAAUAUGUCAUAAAAUAAAACCAAAAUGAUCUUCAUUGCUGUAUUAUAUGAGUGGUUAUGUGCAGUAUUUCUUCAGCAUAAUCUCUGUUUUACUCUAUUAUCAUUUUUGUCAUCUCCAUUUACAUCAUUUUCAUUAUGAUAAAAUUAUGAAAUGCUAAUACAAAAAUAUGAAAAAUGCAUAAAAAUGAUUAAAAUAAAAACAGUUUAAAUAUU